Acanthoscelides obtectus is the source of this 1722-nucleotide messenger RNA. The record is from the annotation of a GenBank genome assembly. Lineage: Eukaryota; Metazoa; Arthropoda; Insecta; Coleoptera; Chrysomelidae.
UUGAAGCUCCGACUGAUGCAUGGCAGAAUACCAACAGAAGGAAGGCUUGAAAUAAAAAACAAAAAGGCAAAUGGGUAACGGUAUGUGGUGAUGGAUGGUCACUUUUGGAAGCCUUAAUCGUAUGCAAAACCUUGGGGCUGGGUUAUGCUAAUGAUGCGAUGCAAACAGAUUAUUUUGGUGGAAACGUGACCGGUGGAACUUUUGUUGGUGUCAAGUGCAUUGGAAACGAAACUAGUUUUCAUGAAUGCCAAUACAAUCAACAACUAACAGGCCAGUGCAAGAGUCGCGAUCUAGCCGCCGUCUCAUGCACUAAUUCGAUGGCCGACUUGAUUAUCGAUCACAUGGAACUGAUUCAGACCGCACACUUGGAGGAUAGACCGAUGUUCUUCUUGCAAUGCGCCAUGGAAGAGAACUGCGUCGCUUCAUCGGCUUACGAGAUACAAAAAGAGAAUCCCGGCUGGCACUUGGAGACUAGGAGGCUUCUCAAGUUCACUGCGAAGAUCUUUAACGCUGGUACCGCCGACUUCCGGCCCGCGAUACCGAAACAUUUGUGGGAAUGGCACAUGUGUCAUAUGCAUUACCACAGCAUGGAAGUGUUCGCCACAUUCGACAUCUUCAAUUCCAAGGGCAAGCGGGUCGCUGAAGGACACAAGGCUUCUUUCUGUCUCGAAGACAACCAAUGCCUACCCGGCGUCGAGCCCAGAUUCGCAUGCGCAAACUACGGUGACCAAGGCAUAUCAGUAAACUGCUCGGACAUCUACAAAUACACAGUUGAUUGUCAAUGGGUGGAUAUCACCGACCUUGAUCCCGGUCACUAUACGAUGAAAGUGGCCGUCAAUCCGGAAUACAAGGUUCCCGAGAUGACAUUCGAGAAUAACGCUGCUUAUUGUGAUUUCUUCUACGAGGAGACCUUCGGUAGUGUAAGAAACUGUGUAGUGCGAAGGCCGUAAGAAACAGUGAGCGCCCGCAAAAGUCAAACUUCGCAAUCUUCAGUUAUUUCCGUCUGGCAGUUAACUGUCAAGAUAACAAAUCUUUGCAAGACAGUUAAUGUGAUGCUAACUGUUAGAUAACAGUUGAUAUGAAUUUAUGAAUCUAACCCUCAAUCUGUGACUGAACAUCCGCGGUUAAUUUUCAAAUUGGGUCACUACGACCUGGCUUUUCAAUUUCAGGUUAUUUAUGACUUUACUUAAUAGGCUAGUUGACACUUUUUUUAGUAGGUCUUAAAUAGUUAAUCUUUGCUCUAUUAGACCAAAAAAUUGAUACUAUAUUUUUUUCAGACCUUGAAGAUCGUAAAACUCCAAAAAUAUAUUUUUCUUAGACAGCCGAAGACGCUGAUCGCCAUGUUUGGCCCAUAUUAAUGAGCUCUGACGUCAUACCAUUUGCAAACAGCAGCUCUCAAACUUUUAAACAUAUAAACAUCACUUCUACUAACUUACAUGAUUUUGUUGUUGUUGUUGAAGAUUUAUUUAGCAUUAAUGCUACAAUGUCAAUUUUGUAUAAUGAUUCGGUUACAUAUUUUUCUUCAAUCCAUUUUCUGUGAUUUUACAUUCUUGCCUAUUAAAAUUAAAAUUACGACACUAUGUAUUGUAUUAUUCGUAAAGUGAUUUUUUUAUUUCACCUUAAACAUUUUUAAAUUCGAACUUUCUUUAAUAUCAUUAUUCAAUUUAGUAAAUUCAAAUACUCCCUUUUGAAAUAUAGAUUUACUAGUUAUGCUCCUAUUAC